Messenger RNA from Thalassophryne amazonica, 4855 nucleotides. Its product is annotated as oxysterol-binding protein-related protein 2-like. NCBI's taxonomy places the organism in Eukaryota, Metazoa, Chordata, Actinopteri, Batrachoidiformes, Batrachoididae. Bases 433 to 1851 code for a protein of 472 amino acids. The transcript has 16 exons. Gene Ontology annotation, cellular component: intracellular membrane-bounded organelle; membrane; cytosol. Gene Ontology annotation, molecular function: cholesterol binding. The record is from RefSeq and is a predicted model, not a curated record.
AGACAUGCCCCCACUGUCAGUAUCUUCCGCUUCUGUGUCAGUCCAAAAGCUGAGCAGUAAAUUCUUCAUCCUCUGUGUUGGGCUGGUCAAAAUCUUCACACCAGGCACAGCAAAGAGGUUCCUCAUUCACAUUGUUCCAGAACAGCAAUGAAACCGUGAACUCUGAAGUCACACCAGCUGUCCACUGAUUGCCUGCUAACCAAACAAAACAGUUCCUCUGAUCGACACUUCCUGCUGUCGUUCUGCUCUGCGAAAUUGUCUGUCAAAUCCCAUUGUGGCUGGGAUAUUGUGUCAUUGGUGUGGUGAUACCUUUGAAGGACCUUGUCAAAUAGGCCCAUCUCCACAGGAGCACUGAGAGACUGCCCACAAAAGGAACAUGUGCUAGAAGUUGUACGUCUGUCUGUAACGACUGCUUACAUUUGUCUCUGGAAGAUGAGCAAUGAGGAUGAGUUCUUCGAUGCCGUAACAGGCUUGGACUCGGACGAGUCGUGUGAAGGGCUGUCAGAGGCCAGUUUUAAAGAUGCGCUGGUGUUUGAUGGCAGCAGUCAGAAGAACAACGGGUCACUGCCACAGGAGAACGGCGUCAAAAAGCACAGGACGGCAUUACCAGCCCCCAUGUUUUUCAGAAACAACAUCAGUAUUUGGACUAUACUGAAGAAAUGCAUUGGCUACGAGCUGUCCAAAAUCACCAUGCCAAUCGUCUUCAACGAGCCACUGAGCUUCCUGCAGAGAAUCACAGAAUACAUGGAACACACUUACCUCAUCAACAAAGCCUGCUCAGUGUCUGACUCCAUAGAACGCAUGCAGGCGGUAGCUGCUUUUGCUGUGUCAGCAGUGGCAUCUCAGUGGGACCGGACUGGAAAACCCUUCAACCCACUACUGGGAGAGACCUAUGAACUCACCAGAGAGGAGCAGGGCUUCAGACUGAUAUCAGAGCAGGUAUCCCACCAUCCCCCAAUCAGCGCCUUCCACGCAGAGAGCCUGGCCGGGGACUUCGUCUUCCACGGCUCCAUUUACCCAAAACUCAAGUUCUGGGGCAAGAGCAUUGAAGCAGAGCCUAGGGGAACAAUCACGCUAGAACUACUCAAGCACAGCGAGGUGUACACGUGGAGUAACCCUUACUGCUGUGUCCACAACAUCAUCCUGGGCAAACUGUGGAUCGAGCAGUACGGCACAGUAGAAAUAAUUAACCACAGCACUGGAGACAAAUGUGUGCUGAGUUUUAAACCCUGUGGGAUGUUCGGCAAAGAGCUGCACAAAGUGGAGGGAUACAUUCUGGAUAAAAGUAAAAAGAAGCACUGUGUCAUAUACGGGAAGUGGACAGAGUGCAUGUGGAGCAUUGAUCCUCAGGCCUACGAGGCUCACAAGAGGUCUGAGAAGAAAGGAGACAAUAAGAAGCAAAAAAAUGAGGAGCCACAGAGAGCGGAGAAUGAUGAUGCCGACGACAUGCCAGAAAUCCAGGAGACGGUGUCUGUUGUUCCAGGAAGCACUCUGCUUUGGAGGAUAGAAUCCCGACCGCCACAUUCUGCUACGAUGUACAAUUUUACAAGCUUUGCCAUGUCUCUGAACGAGCUGGAGCCCAGCAUGUGGAAUGUUCUGCCCCCCACUGACUGUCGGUUCAGGCCCGACAUCCGAGCCAUGGAAAAUGGCAACAUGGAUGAAGCGAGUCAGGAGAAGGAGAGGCUGGAAGAGAAGCAGCGAGCGGCCAGAAAAGAGCGAGCCAAGAAUGAGGAGGAGUGGAACACCAGGUGGUUCCAGAUGGGUAUCAACCCCUUCACUGGCUCCCAGGAAUGGAUCUACACCGGUGACUACUUCAAUAGGAACUACAAAGACCUACCUGAUAUCUACUGAGAGCUAAGAAUCUAGGUUUCCACCAAGAACAAACCCAACACCAAUCGCAAAGACGAGUCCCAAAGCCCCGAUCCCAUGUUUCAUUUAACACUUCAUUGCUGGAGAGUAGUUAAAGGAUUUCUCCUCCCUCCAGGCUUUUUGCAUCAUUCCAUCAGCUGAUGUCCAGUUGCAGCCGCGCCGCCUCCAGCACACUAACCUUUUUAUUGCUCACCACCGCUACAGGCAGGAAGUCUCCUGCCUAUUCCGAGCACAUUUGAAACACAAUCCGAGUCUUUAUCAUCUUUAUAAUCACAUUUUGUCCUGUGAGGAAAUUCAGUCACCUUUCAUCGUUAAUAAGGAAACACAAGUGAGACUAGUCAGUGAUUGAUGUUCACGGACAGACAAAUCAGGGAAGGCCAUGCUGGUUUGGGUGAGAAGAAACAGAAACGACAAAACUACAGAUCGCUAAGUAAAAAAAAUUUAUUGACGUCCUGUUGGCUAAAAGCAUGAACUCAUUAUGAACUGCUGCUUAAAUGUUUAAUCUGCAAGACACCUCUUAGAAAAAUGCAGUUUCCUUGACAGCAGCAUGGAAGCUGACAAUCUCCAUGGAAAUGACAGUGGAGGGGUGGGGGGUGGGAAGGUCCAAAGGAACAGAAACUCUGUAGCUUCUGUACAUCUGCCGGAAUAUUUUAUCUGCAGAACAAAAGUACCAUUCAAGCAUCGUCCCGACUCGCUCCUGAUUUGAAGACUCGCUGUUCCACCUUCUUUAUUUUGAAGACGUGGUCGCCCACACUUUAACGAACUCUGAGCUCUGAACGCUCAAAUCGCCACCUGGAUCACUGGCUAACUGCGCUAGCUGAGCUAGCUUGACUCAGCUGACACUGAAAACGCACUUCACACCUUCAUCUCAGCCUUAGCUUUUGUACCAUCUGCUGAAAUUUAGCUCUUUUUCAAGUCAUCAGGAUCAGCAGCAGGUAAACGUUGGUGUUUGGCUCAGUGGCCCUUCAGCAGAUGUGGUUGUGUCUGCCUGAGGAAUCUGGGAUCUUGCACUUAUUCCUGCUUGCUGCACAUUUAAUGGAGAAUUUAGGAUCACUACAGGAUUCAAAUAUGAUGGAAAUUCUGCAAUUCAAAUUUAAACCUGUAAUUUGGAGAAAAAUGUCACAAUAUGAGAAUAAAGUCUGUUUUUACAAUAAAAAUUCUUAAUUUAAAUCAGGGAAAAACAAUAUAAAGUCUCUUCAAAUGUGCCAAUUUGUUUUGGAGUAGACAUGUUUUCUUUUUUUUAUCUUGGUUAAAUAUUUGCGUCCAAAGUGUGAAUUAUUUGGGUGGACUGGGACCCGUAUUUCAGUUCUUGUUCAUCUCGGUGUGAACAAGUUUCUGUUAACUCCAUGGUCACUUAAGUGACGUUUGCACAAUAUGAUAAAUGUGGUAAAAUGUUUCAAUUUAAAAACGGGUAUAAAAUUAUUUUUCAGGCAGUUUAAGUAAGAAUUUCAAAACACACAGAAGCCAAAAUGGAAUUACCUCCUCCCCUCCAGUGGUCCAAUCCGAUGCCUAGUUUGAAGCCAUUUUGCCAGUACUAGUGCCAUAUAUACUUAUUUAUGAAACCUAUCCUGGAGAAUUUAAAAAGUACAUAUACAAGUAAAUUCAAAUGGUCAGACUUUGUACUGAGUUAUCUAAUUUGUAAGCUUUGGGUUUUUUGUGCUUGUUUUUUUGUGGUAUACAAUUGUUAGUCCUUUAAAGGACAUUGAGAUCUCGCAAAACUCCAGCAAGUGCAUUUUCUGCCCACCUUGUCCCUCUACAUAGGAGUUGUGCCCUCUUGUGGGACCACUCUAAAGUGCAGGAACUCUCAUCCUCCUCCUUCCUCAUCCAUGAUUCCACAAGCCAGCCUUCAAGUGAAUCAUUUGAGAUCUCGCAAACCUAUCGUGAGAUCUCACGAAGUAACACUUUACCCACCACCAUCACACUUUAGGAGGCUCUGUAAAUUGACAAGGAAGCCCAUAAUUUAUUGAAAGCAGUAUAUUGAAAAUCGUUUACUGUGAAAGUCAAAUUCAUACGAUGAUCAUGCUGACGAGAAACUCAUUCAGUCAUAGCCUUGCUAACAGCUGUUACUGACGCAGGAAGGAUUCAGAACCACGUACCAAGAGUGUCCCAAAUCUGAUACGAAAACGAAAAUUUUCUUUUUUUACUCAGAAAUGUCUGACACAUUUGAGGGAGAAUUUUAGAUCUGGAUAAAUUCAUCCUGUAAUGAGAACGUGGCCGAAUGACCAUAACCUGAUUUUGGUUGCUCGUCCAUUGUAUCCAGCCUUUCUAGUAAUCUCCAUUUGUUACAACUCUAGUGUUGUGUAAGAUUUUUUUUAUUCUGAUUUGUUUGUUUUUGUUUUUUACAGCAGGGUGUUUGUUGGGUUUAAAUAAAUAAAAAAAUUCCACUCUUGUUGAAAAAUCAAAAUCUUAAAUCCUGGCAGAGAUUCUAAAUCUGGACCUGAAGACUUGAUUCAGGUCUGCAGAAAACAAUAAUUGUCCAAUCUGAUGUAGAUGUGUAAUUGAUCCUCCGUCUGUGGGUCGAAUCUGGGGAGUUGCAGUCAAAGUGACACGGAGAUUGUGUGUGUGCGUGUGUGUGUGCGCGUGCACAAGCACGUGCGCAUUCAUUGUGUGAAUAUGUUCAUAGAUGUAUGUACAAACACUUAAAGCCAUAUUAACUGAGUGUGUUUAAAGAAUGUGAAUGAUUCAAGGUUUAGAAACUGAACCCUUAAAAUUUGCAUUAUUAUUAUUAAGCUUACUGUCAUUAUAGCAUGACUUCAGAUCUAAUCAUGUCACUGUUUUAAGUUGUCUGCAGCUUUACGCUGGGUUGUUCUGCACUGGACUUUCCCCUUAUUGUUGCCUUUUCUCUCAAAGUUAAAAGGUAAAAACUGAUUCCCAGGGUCGAGGUCAUGCCAGCAUAUAUAGCGGCAAAAUUUUGGACCAAAACAAACUCAUCAGUGCAAUCAUUAAAUCAUAAUUUUCACAAUAAAAGUACCAGAACUGAAACACC